This is a messenger RNA of Didymodactylos carnosus, 384 nucleotides long. The record is from the annotation of a GenBank genome assembly. NCBI's taxonomy places the organism in Eukaryota, Metazoa, Rotifera, Eurotatoria, Philodinida, Philodinidae.
AUGGCAUUGAGUAAUCGUAUAGCACCCAUAUUAAAAGAAAUUCGACCCGUAUUAUCCGUUAAUCAUGCGGAAGCAAAACGACGUGUAUUAAAUCUGUAUAAAAUAUGGUUAAGGCAAAUACCUUAUAUUCGGGUUGAUUAUAUAUCAAAUAAUUGGACUGAACCAGAAUUACGAAAAAUUUUAAAAGAUAAUUUUUUACAAAAUAAAAAUGUUACAGACAUACGUGUUAUUGAUCGAUUAUUAGUAAAAGGUCAAAUGGAUUUUGUUGAAACAGCAGAAAUUUGGCGUCAAGCACAUAAUGCAGCAUUAUUCGAUCGAUCCAUGGAUACAUAUAAAAUAAAACCAAAACAUUUCUUAGAACGAUUUUACGAAGGUCAUCAUUAA